AUGGAAGGUGAAGAGUAUGAAGAAGUUAAGGGUAGAUCCCAUUAUGAAGUUCAUGAAGGGAUCAUCUUUGUAAUUGAGUUAACUUCAACGAUCUUUGUACCAAACCCCAAAACUGGUAAAUCAGCUUUACAAGAAAUUUUUGAAGCAUUACAAGAGUCAAUGUCACAUUCAAUUAUAACAUUACCAAAUACCGGUUAUGGGUGUUAUAUUUUCAAUAGCAAUACCACUUCAAAAGGUUGUAAGCCUGGUAUUGAAUGCUUGUUUCAAUUAACUGAUUUGAAUUAUGAAAAUAUGAAAUAUAUUCAAGAUAUUUUGGAGGAAAAUAUGGAGAGUAAAGAUGAAUCCAGACCUUAUGUACCACUUGAAGAGAGGUUUAAGGUGUUUGAUGGUGAAAGAGAUGAAAAUCCAUUAUAUGAAGUUUUGGUAACGUUACAAGAUGAAUUUCUAAUUAAAAAGGAUUUUCAAAAACAAUAUAAUAAUAAGAAGGUGUUUUUAUUUACUGAUAAUGAUAAACCUAUAAUAGAAGAAAGCAUCCAGGAGAAGAAUGUAUUGAGAAGGUUGUUUAGUGACUUGGAUGAUGCUUUUAUCAAUAUUGUUCCAUUUUUUUUGUCAUCUGAACAUAAACCUUUUAAUGAUCAAUUGUACUCGGAAUUGGUCUUGAUUAAUAAAGAUGAUGGUGAGGACUCAAUUUUUGAUGAUCCAAAUACAAGGCCUAUUGAUGCAGCAUCUAUUAAAGAUCGUGUACAAAGAAGAAAGGAAAUCAAAAGAAUUCAAUUUCAAUGCCCUUUAAUAUUCAAUGAUGACCUAACAAUUGGAUUGAAAGGUUAUUCAAUUUAUUCACAUGAACGUGUUUCCAAAACAAAAUUCAUUUAUGAAAAUCAAGAUUCUAGGAAAAAUGUUUAUUCAAGAAGAAGAUUUAUUAAUGAAAAAACUGGUGUUGAAUUUGAAAAAACUACCAAAUUGUAUAAAUUUGGUACAAGUGAGGAUUAUAUUCAAUUGAGUGAUGAGCAAAUGAACCUUGUUAAUAAAUAUGAUGAAAAAUAUGAAUCAUUUAUGAGGAUUUUAGGAUUUAAAGAUGAAUUAACUGGAUUAAAAUUUCAUUAUAAUACAUCAAAAAUCCCAUUUAUCGUUCCUGAUGAGGAUACUUUUGAAGGUUCAACAAGAACUCUAAGUGCCCUUUUCCAAAGCUUGAAGAAACUAAAUAAAGUUGCAAUAUUAUUUGGUAAAUUAAGGAAAGGUGCUCAACCUAGUAUAUUUGCAUUACAACCAACUUCCAAACCUUUCCCUCAAGGGUUUUUCUUGAUCAGAUUGCCAUUUCUAGAUGACAUAAGGAAGUUUCCAGAAGGUUAUGAUUAUCAUAAUGAACCUUCACAAGAGAUGAAAUUAGUAACUAGACAGCUUUUAAGAAGAUUGAAAUUGAAGAAUGGAUAUGAACCAAAAGAUUUCAAAAAUCCUUCUUUACAAUUACAUUUCAAAGUUCUACAUGAUUUUCUAUUGCAGAUUGAACAAGAGCAAAACCAAGAUGAGGAAAAGGUUAAAUUGGAGAAUGAUGAUACUUUGAAAAAAAUUAAUCAAGUUAGACAUCGUAUUGAACAAUCACAAUUGAAUGAUGAAAAUGAGGCCACCUCUUUAUAUGGGUUGAUUAAACGUUGGAAUUCUGUGUACAACAGAGAAUGA
This is a messenger RNA of Hansenula anomala, 1677 nucleotides long. RefSeq names its product ATP-dependent DNA helicase YKU70 (gene YKU70). The record is from RefSeq and is a predicted model, not a curated record. NCBI's taxonomy places the organism in Eukaryota, Fungi, Ascomycota, Saccharomycetes, Phaffomycetales, Wickerhamomycetaceae. Gene Ontology annotation, molecular function: DNA helicase activity; damaged DNA binding; double-stranded DNA binding. Bases 1 to 1677 code for a protein of 558 amino acids. Gene Ontology annotation, cellular component: nucleus; Ku70:Ku80 complex. The transcript has a single exon. Gene Ontology annotation, biological process: telomere maintenance; cellular response to gamma radiation; cellular response to X-ray.